UUGAACAUUUCAUUCAACUUGAGAAGUGUUAAUUUCGCAUGUUUUAAAUUGAUUGCAAACUAGAUAGUUAUCAUUGUUUGUUUUUGUUAAUGAGUAUGUCAAGUGUAUUCCUAUUAAUACUUCGAAUUGAGGAUAAUGUGAUUGCUUCAAUGGAUUUGGAAUAACAAAUUAUAAAGUGAAACAUGUGGAAUGCAAUACCUCCCUCGAGCCAAGAUGAACCCAUGCCCCCGUCGAGAUCUAAGCAUAGUGCUACCCUAUUGGGAGGACAUCUCUACCUGCUGGGAGGCAGAAAUGGAAAUCUACCUUUGAAAGAUCUGUGGAGAUACAGUUUUGCUGACGGCAAAUGGCUCCAGCUGAAACCAGCUGGAGACAGUCCCCCCUGCCUGCAGGAGCAUACAGCUGUCAGUCACAAGGACGCCCUCUAUGUGUUCGGGGGUGAAGUUGGAUUUUCAGCUGGCAAUGAAACACCUCUAUGGGUCUACCAUGUCAAGACAAACAGUUGGAGAAAAAUCAGGACCCAAAAAGGUUCAGCUAGCCCCAGGGGAAGGAGGGGACACACGGCCCUAUCCCACAAAGGGGUUAUGCUCCUCUAUGGGGGUUACAGGGACCUUAGAGGAUCAUCCAAUGAGCUAUGGGCUUUUCAUUUUGAAUCAGAAAGUUGGCAUCUUUUAUCGGCGGGUAGAAACGGACCCCCUGCCCGUCAUAAACACUCAGCCAUAGUUCAUGACGAUGGAAUGUGGAUUUAUGGAGGGAUGACCGACCUUCAUGAGAGGGCUGACUUAUGGAGGUUUGAUACUGUUUCCAGAACCUGGGCCGCGGUUAAAACCAAACUCAACCCGGGUUCACUGCACAGUCAUGCUGUGUGUAAACUUCCGAGUUCCAUGCUGCUAUUUGGGGGAGAGAGAGACGGUCAACCGACCAACGAACUCUGGAGAUUUCAUUUUGGAACAGAGACCUGGGAACGUAUCACUACCCAAGGCAUCAAACCUCAACCCAGGUCUGAAAGUGUAGCACUCAAUUCCGACCUUCUCUUCCAAGACAACUCCCACCGGUCCUCGCCGCCUAUAGCGAGGAGGCUCCGCACAGGAGGCUCCAUGGAUCGCUCUUGCAACGCAACGAUGGAGCGUUGCAAGCAACGCUGGUCGGGAGGCAACAGUUUCGAUGGUUGCACUCCCUCCCGCCGUCAAGCUGGUACCCCGGGUACAAACUCCUCCAACUUGAGCAUUCUAAAAGAGAUAUCCAAACUUUCCCAGAUGAAUUUAUCAAGGUUGGGGAGCACCAACAAAUGUAACUACUCUGUACUGAGCAGUACAGAAAGUAUUGCAUCAGAUUCCUCAACGGGAUGUUGUAGUGAAAUGGUGAAGUCCCAGAGCUCUAACAUCAUCACCAAAUCUUCCAACACACCUUGCAUCCCGGGAACCUUCACCACCCCAUCAUUCCUCCCCAGGGAUCCUGUUUCCGUCCCAAACUUCAGUCUACUCUCAUCAUGUUCCUUGACCCCUGUAGAGGUCACCAAACUGGUUUACCUGGACAAUGAAGAAGCCCCAAUCCCGGGACCCCGCAAGGACACGGGAGACACGUUCCAAACUAUCCACAACCAGUUCCAACCGGUUCGGAAUGCAGGGGCGAGUAAUACUAGAAAAUUCCCCAAGUCAGCAUCGGUGAGGUUUGGGAACCCCUAUGUGACUCCCGAGGAGCCUUCAGACGAGACCAGUGAUUAUGCCAGUAUGGAAACCAUGAACAAGGCUCCAAACUGUGGGAACAGUGAUGGACAAACUAAGACAUCAAGUUUCACGUUGAAUGGUCAGGAACAAAUGAAAACUUCUAGUUUCAUCCUGAAUGGCCAGGAGAAAUUUUCCUCAAGUUGUGCCAUUACUACAAAUGGUCAGGAGAAGUUUUCUUCAAGCUGUGCAAUGACAAAUGGCCAAGAAAAGACUGCAAAUGAUCAGGAAACAUCUGGAAAACCUUUUGCUGCAUCAGACCGGAUGUUGACAAGUGAUACCAAUUUUGGAGGAACUGGAAUGGAACUGAAGUCCUCAAGCUACACUCUCAAUGGUGGUCAAGAAUCUUCAAAGUUUGGACAAGAACCAGCAAAGUUCUGCCAGGGGAAGUCUGGAAACAACAGCAGAUCUUCCAAAGAACCCCCGCUAAGUUUCGCAAACCCCAACUACAUGGCACCUGAUCUGAAGAUGAUACUGUCAAAGAAAGAUUACGUAAAAGUUUUAAACAGUCCCCCAGAUAGUUUGUUGGAGGACGCUUUGGGCAGAAGUAACAGUCGCCAAGAGAUGGUUGAGAUGAAGCCAGUGCCACCUAAAUCGUUGCCACUGAAGGGUGGUGGCUACAACUAUAAUCACCAGAUGGCAGUGGAGAAGCAAAGGAAGAAGUGUAGGGCAAGUAGCGCCGGAAGAGCUGAGCGGGAGAAGGUUGCGAUGACGUCAUUUUGCGUGUUUCUGAUUGGUGGAAAGGAGCAUGGUCAGGUGACUGUGUUCAAGAGACCGUUGUCGGUGUGGAGGCUGGUGUUGAGCAGUGAGAUUUAUUAGUGAGGAGGGUGGAUCAGUUCGUCAAGGCCUCAGUUCGUCUAGUACCCAUUAAUUCUUGAUUUAUUAGGAAGUGUGGAAAAUUCAGAUGAAGAAUGCAUUUUUCAAGAGAUUCCUGCCAAAUUUUAGUUGAUCGUGGAAGUUUUUUUGAAGGUUAUUGAUGAGGGGGUUUCAUCAGUUCGUCAAGAACCCAUUUUGAUCAUUUCUUGAUUUAUUAGGAAGUGGGGAAAAUUUAGAUAAAGGAUGCGUUUUUGAAGAGACUCCUGCCAAAUUUCAGUUGAUCGUGGAAGUUUUUUUGAAGGUUAUU
This is a messenger RNA of Nilaparvata lugens (brown planthopper), 2844 nucleotides long. RefSeq lists its product as uncharacterized. Gene Ontology annotation, molecular function: protein binding. Gene Ontology annotation, cellular component: Golgi apparatus. The record is from RefSeq and is a predicted model, not a curated record. Lineage: Eukaryota; Metazoa; Arthropoda; Insecta; Hemiptera; Delphacidae.